AGGUACCAGUUCAACCCGGCCUUCUUCCAGACCGCGGUGACGGCGCAGAUCCUGCUCAAGGCGCUCACCAACCUGCCGCACACGGACUUCACCCUCUGCAAGUGCAUGAUCGACCAGGCGCACCAGGAGGAGAGGCCCAUCCGGCAGAUCCUCUACCUGGGCGAGCUCCUGGAGACCUGUCACUUCCAGUCGUUCUGGCAAGCCCUGGAUGAGAACAUGGAGCUCCUGGAUGGCAUCGCCGGCUUCGAGGACUCCGUGAGGAAAUUCAUCUGCCACGUGGUGGGCAUCACCUACCAGCACAUCGACCGCUGGCUGCUGGCCGAGAUGCUGGGCGACCUCUCGGACGCCCAGCUCAAGGUCUGGAUGAGCAAAUACGGCUGGGCGGAGACGGAGCCCGGCAAGAUCUUCAUCUGCAACCAGGAGGAGAGCAUCAAGCCCAAGAACAUCGUGGAGAAGAUCGACUUUGACAGCGUUUCCAGCAUCAUGGCCUCGUCCCUGUGAGCGCGGCRCUGCUGGCGCCGGCCCCCUGUUUUAAUCGUCCCGCCGCUCGUCACGCUCCGCGCCGGCUUCCAGAGGCUCCUUGACCGCUGUGUCGGGGGGUGCGCGGGGCGGCGGGGGGGACCCCAAAUGUGUCCGACGGGACCCCCCCAAAGCGCCUGGUUAUGGGGCUGGGGGGUGUCUUUCCCCUCCCCGCUUUUGGGGGCACCCAUGGGGGUUUUGGGGGGGGGAGGUGUUSUGUUUCCCAAGCCCUGCCCUCCCUCAUGAAUAUUAAUAGAGGGGCUCCCCCUUCCCUCCCUGUUUUGGGGUGUCCCG
Molecule: messenger RNA, 813 nt
Organism: Nothoprocta perdicaria
Lineage: Eukaryota; Metazoa; Chordata; Aves; Tinamiformes; Tinamidae
Gene: EIF3K
Product: eukaryotic translation initiation factor 3 subunit K
Exons: 6
Coding region: 106-501 (131 amino acids)
Biological process (GO): regulation of translational initiation
Cellular component (GO): cytoplasm; eukaryotic translation initiation factor 3 complex
Molecular function (GO): translation initiation factor activity; ribosome binding
Source: RefSeq, a predicted model, not a curated record